Messenger RNA from Dermacentor silvarum, 1779 nucleotides. RefSeq names its product solute carrier family 22 member 7. The coding region runs from base 1 to 1779 and encodes 592 amino acids. The record is from RefSeq and is a predicted model, not a curated record. NCBI's taxonomy places the organism in Eukaryota, Metazoa, Arthropoda, Arachnida, Ixodida, Ixodidae. The transcript has a single exon.
AUGGACCUUUUUCUCCCGCGGCGACUCGCAGCCGCCGACCUCCUGACGAGUGAAUGCUUCGACUGCCAGGAAGGUUUCGGCGACGGAGUUUUCCAGAGGCGGCUGCUGAUCCUCACCGCCGUCACCAUCUUCCUGCUGAACGGUAACGCCGUACUGCUACCCCUAAUCUCGCACGACGUGGACCAUUGGUGCAAGAGACCGGCCGCAUACAACGUCUCGGUGGACGCCUGGAAGAACGAUGCCAUACCGGUGGGCGCCGACGGACGCCACAGUCGUUGCCACGUAUUCGAGAACCCCGGUGACUCGCCGAACGACACUAGCAAUGUGGUCGAGUGCUACGAGUGGGACUACGACCAAGCACAAGCCUCGACCUCAGUCAUAAGCGUCUGGAACAUGGUUUGCCACAGGCGCGCCUUGCUCGCCGCCGCAAUGGCUGCGCAGCACGCGGGUUCCGGCGUGUUCCUGCUGCUGUCGGGUGCCGCGGCCGACCUAUUCGGCAGGAUGCCUGUUCAGCUCGUGGUCGCGACGGCUACGAUUGCGUCGACAGUAGCUGGAUGCCUGGCCCCCAACUACGCGCUUUACACCUUGGCGCAGUUUUUCGUAUCCGGCUGUGUGGCUGCGAGCUCCGCCAUGACCGUGCUCGUCUGCUUCGAGGUUACCGUCCACGAACACAGGCCGUUGUACCUCAUCUUCGCUGCGACAGCGAGCUUCGUGCUGGGCGACCUAUGGUUUGUGAUCAUUACGAGCCUGCAGAUAAGCUGGGCCUUGAAACAAGCCGUGUUUCUCUCGCCGACACUGCUUCUACUCGCAACGUUCGGAGCCGCGCAAGAAUCGCCGCGCUGGCUCAUCGCCAAGGGCAAUCUGAAAGAGGCCAAGGCCACGAUGCUGAUCGCGGCCGAGAUGAACCGCUUUUCCUUCGCCGGCACAGCCUGCCUUCUCGACAAACUGAUGCUGAAGAGGGAUCGCUGGAAGUACCGGAACUGUGCCGCCUACUCCACCGUCAAACAAGGCCCGUUGCUCGACGCCGCCUCGGUUCGGCGGCGAGCGUUGAUUAUGUUCGCCGUCCAGUUCUCGCUGAUGUUCGCCGUCUUCACAGACGUCAUAUCAAUGGUGGCGCGAAGCGACGACAGCGAGGGCAGCAGUGGUUGGUUCAUGGGUGCCGCGUUCGUUGGCAGCCUGCUCAGCUACGCAGCCAUGCACACUGCGGUCACCCGCUUUGCUCUGGUGAAGGUGUUCAGCGUGGCUUCCUUGGUGGCCGGCUGCACCCACUGUCUGCUCACUUUCGUCGUAAGCUUCCAUCCGGCGGCCACCGUUCUACUGGCGCUCUCGCGUGGAAUCCUUGUCGUAGCCAUCGUCGUCAGCGUCGCGUACAUCAUGGAGACAGUCCCUACGGCCGUGCGCGGUGUGGCCCUGUGCUGGGCCCUCGCUAGUGGCAGCAUCGGCGCCCUCUGCGCCAGUUCAACGCUGGUGUUACAGCAGCUCGGCCGUGAGGACGUAGCGUUUGCCAUGGCGGCGCUCUUGCUCUUGGUGUCGCUGUUUGUGAUAUCCGACCUGCCCGCUUCCUCUGCUGUCGAGUGCAAGGUCACCGAUGCCGCGACGAGGCGGCAGCCCUCGAUCUCAAGCAAGGUCUCCAUAGACCACAUGAAGAAGACGCUGGAACAGUGCCCCCUAGAGAAGUACAGCUCGAUGGUUUCCAAGUCGACCACCAGGAGCAAGAGAAGCAUGUCGGAUGGUUCGCUGCGCUUGUCUUCGUCCCACAGCAUACCGCACCAGUUCUGA